Molecule: messenger RNA, 1938 nt
Organism: Xenopus laevis (African clawed frog)
Lineage: Eukaryota; Metazoa; Chordata; Amphibia; Anura; Pipidae
Gene: bmp15.L
Product: bone morphogenetic protein 15 L homeolog
Exons: 2
Coding region: 555-1694 (379 amino acids)
Cellular component (GO): extracellular region
Molecular function (GO): growth factor activity; cytokine activity
Source: RefSeq, a predicted model, not a curated record
CCUGCAGAUUUGUCCAUCCUGCAUGUACCGAGGUGUAGUUCAGCAAUGGCUCUGUACAGCUACAAGCUGGUAAUUGCCUAGUCUGGAAAAUGUUUUACUUUCUUCAACAAGCUUUGUUAAAAAAAUAAAACAAUUAUUCCCCAUUCCAGUUCUUCAUCUAGUAAUGGUAUGUGAGGGGUUAACCGUGCAGCUCCUGCUCCCUCAGAAAUCUACCUAAUUCUAUAUAUAAGAGAGGAGAGUGGAUCAUCAGCCCCUAUAGCUGCUCUAAAAUUCAAAUAAGGUUAACAGGUUGAGCCCAGUGUACAUAUAACUCCCAAAUUCGACGAAAAGACCAGUUAUAUGACAUUAGUUUGAGCCAGGCUGUUAUUAUUUUGUACUAGCGAUGACGCUCAAUACUCCUCCCAUUCUGAAGUAAUGGCUACACCUGGGAGAAAAGAUUCUGAUGACUCCCUUGGCCUUCCAUGAGUCUGUCAAAACCUGUUUACCAUAUACCCCUCCAUGAAACCACCUGGAAGCUACUUCAGCCUUAAAGGACCGGUUGCGGCACUGUAGCCAUGAAGUCUGCAUCCCACCAUCACUUGCUGCCCCUUUUGCUUCUUUUCCUUUUGUCAACAACAUAUGUACGAAAUGAGUUCAGGGCUCUGUCAAGGUCUCCUUCUCUUCCGCUGAUAAAGACUCUGCUGGACCAUGGGCCUCUCAAACCAAGCAUGGCAGCAAAACAAGAGCUGAGCUUGCAACACCUGCGCUUCAUGUUGGACUUGUACAGGCGGUCAGCCGACGGGGAUGGGAGACCAAGGACUGGCCGUCAAGCAGGAGCUGCAGUGAGGCUGGUGAGACCCCUCAAACAGGCAUCUUUUGUUACCGGAGAUCACUGGCACACAUGGACAUUCAUAUUCAACCUUUACGGGCUGGUAAGUGCAGAGCAGUUGUUGAGGGCUACUGCUGUGCAUCCAUUUGCACUCUGGCUGGGUGACACCUCCUUUUCCUGCAAGGUGGAUCUCCUGCCCAAGGCUGCUCUCUCCUCAAAAACUAGACAUCAUGCUGGAAGACGAAUGUGGGCAGAGACAGAUUUAACAUUGCACCUUAAAGCUGUGAUAGAGAGCUCAGAUAAGGCUUUGUACCUUCAGCUUAUGUGCCACAAGUCUGGAAGGCAACCAAUAAAGCAGCCAGCUGUUUCUUCCUCCCAAAUUCCAUUUUUGCUACUGUACCUCAAUCACACUUUGCACAGUUUAAGCACAGUGAACAAUAUGGCCGCUAGGGAACCAGGAAAGGGUUUGUCAGGAAAUGCUGUGCCUCGCCUGCUCAAAAGAAAAUCACGCCAGGCAGGAACUAUCGGUAUCAAGCUUCCAUGGUUUCCAAACCAAAAUGGAAAGUUCAAGAAUCAGUGCAGUCUCCGUCCAUUCUGGGUUAGCUUCCACCAGCUGGGAUGGGAUCACUGGAUCAUUGCGCCACAUAGGUACAACCCUGGCUACUGCAAGGGAGACUGCCCCAGACUUCUCCACUCGGGUUAUAAUUCACCCAAUCAUGCCAUCAUCCAGAACUUCAUCAAUCAGGUAGUGGAUGGAAGCGUUCCACGUCCAUCUUGUGUGCCAUACGCCUAUGGUCCUAUUAGUGUCCUCAUGAUUGAACCUGGAGGCAACAUUCUCUACAAAGAAUAUGAGAACAUGAUGGCGGAAUCUUGCACCUGCCGAUGAAACAGUGGCCCUUUCCUGGCUGCCCUUGCAAAAUAACAAGCACUUUAUUAAUGCCACUUUAACUAUUUAACCUACUUGUAUAAUGUAUGUAUAUAUUUGUGUGUGUUUGAGAACUAAUGGUGAAUCAAGCCUUUAGAUGUGAAUUAUUACUAGCAGGUUUGCCCAAAAAUAAUAAUGUAUUCUCCUUCCAUUCCCUGUCUUCCUCUGGCGAAAGCUAAAUAAAGACUUUUUUCACUUUUUCUAA